Monoraphidium neglectum is the source of this 543-nucleotide messenger RNA. Its product is annotated as nucleoside-diphosphate kinase. Lineage: Eukaryota; Viridiplantae; Chlorophyta; Chlorophyceae; Sphaeropleales; Selenastraceae. The transcript has 5 exons. Gene Ontology annotation, cellular component: centrosome. The record is from RefSeq and is a predicted model, not a curated record. The coding region runs from base 1 to 543 and encodes 180 amino acids.
AUGGCCUCGCGCCUUGCUUUCAUUGCGGACUGGCUCGAUCCUAACUCAGGGGUGCUGUGGCGCUACCAGCUAUUCUACUAUCCAGACACGGGCGAGGUGGAGAUGUUUGACGUCAAGAAUCGCCGCCACUUUUUGAAGCGCAUCAAAUACGACGGCCUGGCGGCGGAGCAGCUGUUCCCGGGCGCGGUCGUGACGGUGUACGCGCGGCAGCUGCGCGUGACUGACUUUGGGGACGACGCCACGCGGCGGGCGGUUGAGGCGCGCGCGGAGCGCACGCUGGCCAUGGUAAAGCCCGACGCGGUGCGGCAUACCGGCAAGAUACUGCAGGCGGUUGGUGGCAGCGGUCUGCAGGUCGCCAAUGUACGCAUGGCGCGGCUCUCGCGGGGUGAUGCCCAGGAGUUCUAUGCUGCACACGCUGACGCGCCCUAUUUCGAAAAGGUGCGGCGGGGGCGCGCGCCGGAUGCAGGGGCCGCGGGCGUCGGCUGGUGCGGAAGCACGCGGCAGUGGGGGGCGUUGGGGCCAAGCGCAUGUGCACGCAGCUGA